Seminavis robusta is the source of this 1427-nucleotide messenger RNA. The record is from the annotation of a GenBank genome assembly. Lineage: Eukaryota; Bacillariophyta; Bacillariophyceae; Naviculales; Naviculaceae.
ACGAAAGCAAAGUUAUCGAAGGUCGGCACUGAAGUCGAACGCAAUCAUUGUUUCUAUUUUCUAAAGAUACAUCGUACCCUCGCCACCAUGAUGGAUCACCAAGGUGGCCAAAGGGCCCAGUCCUCCAAGAGGCGAAUAAUUUUUGUAGGCGUAAUUCUGUUGAUGGUUUGUGUUGUUGUGGCUGUGGCAGUUCCGGUGGCCGAGGCGAAGAGGGGCAGCAAUGGUGAGCACGAGGAUGACAUUGAAGCCAUGUUGGAACCAAAAGCAGGGUUCGACUCAAAAACACAAUUAUCUGUAACUCUUGACGACCUGCACUCAUCAACAUCGUCAAAUUCCACCGAUGAUCUUUCGGAUGAUGCCCUAGAAGACGGGCCCCUUAGCAUGAAUGGAACUGUUGCAUCCAAUCACACUUUCACCAAUGCCACUCAAAAUAUAUCCCGAGACAUCACCCAAGACAGCAGCAAUGCCGACACAGAAGAGUCUAUUAUGAUACAACCCUUACCGCCCCCAGGACUCGCUGUGAUAGUCGAUUCCUUUACGGUCCUGGCAACGAUAUCCCAUGAUUCCCAAGCGUUCACUCAAGGGCUGACCUUUGAUCCAUUGGACAGCUCAGUGGUCUAUGAGUCAACUGGCUUGUACGGAAGAUCAAGUGUUCGAAAAGUUGAUAUUACGACUGGAGAAGUACUCCUGAAAACAGAUACAUCCAGGGAAAUGUUCGGAGAAGGCUUGGCGUACUACACAACAAAGACAACACCGGCAGAGGGCAGACUAAUCCACAUCACAUGGCAAAGUCAAAGGGGCUUUAUCUUUGACGCCGAAACCCUCACGGUCCUGGAAGAAUUCAGGUUUGAAACAGAACGAAACCAAGGAUGGGGGAUAACCUACAACCCAAUUGCAGACCAGUUUCUCGUCACGGAUGGAUCUAGCAUGCUGCAUUUUGGGAUCGUGAUCUCAACGAGGUGCACGUAUUCAAGUCACCCUCCAAUUGGAUGAAGGCGGACCCAAGUUUCCCGUUAAUGAUCUCAAUGAGAUUGAAUGGGAUAAUGAUACUCAGACAGUGCUGGCGAAUGUCUGGCGGACAGAUAAUAUUUUGCGCAUUGAUCCAAUCUCAGGAGCCGUGCUUGUCGUGUACGGCAUGGGCAUGCUCAACAGACCCUUCUCGGCUGACGUGUUGAAUGGCAUUGCCAUUAGUCCAACAAAAGAACUAUGGGUUACUGGAAAGCUUUGGCCAAACAUGUACAAGAUUGAAUUCAACGAGAGAUGACAAGUCGACGACAUUGCAAUGAAGACAACUUGGAACAUUGCAAUAAUGAAGACAACUUACAAAGAUUGUGCGCAAGGUCUAUAUGGGAACAUUGAUGGUGGCUGUAGAUACUGUACAUUAGGAAGGAUAAUUUUGCUAGGAGGGUGACUAUUAUUAAUGCUCG